UCACCGGUCUACAUCCCUACUCCUAAGCUAAAUUGCCGCUUCCGCCAUUCUUCCGUCUGCCGCCACUUUCUGUGUCACUCUCCGGUGACUGACCGUCGGAACCCUAAACUUAAAACCGCCACACGUGGCGACCCACCGUAUAGUCACGUCAUUUCCUUCAAGCUCACGAUUUAGAGGAAUUCGAUUCCGUAUAGAAAUGGGAAACGGAAUUCAAUUCCCGUAAUCCAAACAACAAUUUUUCUAAUCAUAAAUACCAAAAAGUUCAUAUAUAUACAGUAGAAUAGAAUGAGAAUUAUCCGCUUCUGUAAAUACUUUAUGUUAAAUUAAAUGUAUGAAGGGGGCAAGUUGUUGUAAUAAUCCUAUAAGCAUAAGAAUAGCAUCAUCAUCAAUAACAGCCACUUCGAAUACUUUCUCUUCCAAUUUUGAAUCCCAAAAAUGGCUAUUUAAGUCGAAGAUGAGAAUUCCGAAGCGUUCAGUUUCUCUUUGUCUCUCUGUGUUCUCUCCUCCUCACCACCUCAUUUCAUCUCUUUCCAGAAGCUUCCAUUUCAAUUCCGGAAUAUUAAGUUCUAAAAGUUCCGACUAUUUCCCGGAAAGUGGGAAACCAGUUCGUCGUAAAGGUAUUCAUUGGAGCAUAUCUUGGAGUAUAGACUUACACGUUGGGGCAUAAACCUGGUGCUUUGAGUUGGUUUACAAUUGUGAUUAAAGGGAUAGAUCAGUUACAUACAAGUUGUGCAAUGGAUGGUGUUGGUGUAGAUAACAGGACGGCGCUGAUUGAGAAGAGAAAUGGUGCCAAUGGUGGUCAACAAUCCUGCAUAUGGUCAUCUCCCGAAGGAGGGUGUGAAAUUGACAUAGGAAAGCAGAUAUUCUGCAACAGGUCUUUAAACAUGAAAAGUAUUGUUGCUGUUGGCUUUGACAUGGAUUACACCCUGGCGCAGUACAAAGCUGAGACUUUUGAAUCUCUUGCAUAUGAAGGCACUGUCAGAAAGCUAGUCUAUGAUUUAGGAUAUCCUCCAGAGCUGUUGGAAUGGUCAUUUGAUUGGAGCUAUAUGGUCAGAGGUUUGGUUCUUGAUAAAAAGAGGGGAAAUAUAUUAAAGAUGGACCGACACAAAUAUGUGAAAGUUGCUUACCAUGGAUUUAGGGAGAUGUCCAAAGAAGAUAAAGUUGCUACUUAUGGCAAUACCUUGCUUCGGGAUUCAUUUGAUGAACCUGACUAUGCACUUAUUGAUACCCUUUUCUCUCUUGCUGAAGCCUACUUAUUUGCUCAGUUGGUGGACUUCAAGGACAAAAAUCCGGGAAAAGUUCCUGAAAAUGCAGACUACUCUCACAUGUACAAGGAUGUUAGAGCAGCAGUUGAUUUGUGCCACCGUGAUGGGACUUUGAAGCAGAUGGUUGCAAAAGAUCCAAAAAGAUAUAUCAAUGAGGAUACCUCAAUUGUUCCAAUGCUCAAAAUGCUUAGAGAAUCUGGACGUGCUACUUUCCUGGUAACAAACAGCUUGUGGGACUAUACAAACAUUGUUAUGAACUUUCUCUGUGGGCCUACACCUUCAGAUGGAUCAUCUACUUCCCAUUUUGAUUGGCUUCGGUACUUUGAUGUUGUCAUCACUGGCAGUGCAAAACCAGGCUUUUUCCAUGAUGAAAACCGAGCAAAUCUUUUUGAGGUUGAACCUGAGAGUGGCAUGCUUAUUAACACUGAUAAUGGGACUCCUAUGGCACAGGUGGGAAGCACUUCUAUAAGAUUGCCGUUAAAGAGCUUGAAGAAAGGCUGCAGAAUUUACCAGGGGGGAAAUGUUGGCCAUUUGCAUAAAUUACUCUCAAUUGAGUCAAGCUCACAGGUUCUUUAUGUUGGAGAUCACAUUUACGGUGAUAUCUUACGCAGCAAAAAGGUUUUGGGUUGGAGAACAAUGCUUGUUGUUCCAGAGCUUGAGAGAGAAGUUGAACUUCUCUGGGAACUAAGGAACACUCGGAAGCAACUUCAGUUACUGAGGAGUCAGCGUGAUCACAUUGAAGAUGAAAUUCACCAUCUUAAGUGGUCCCUCAAGUCUGAAGAUACUGAUGAUACCAGCAAGGAGAAGAUGUUGUCCGAGCUUGACAAGCUGAAGUCUCAAAGUGAGGAGGUCAGGCUCAGUCAUCAGCAGGCACAACGAGAAUGUCACCAAAAGUUCCACAAUGUCUGGGGACAACUCAUGAAGACCGGCUAUCAGAAUUCUCGCUUUGCACAUCAGGUGGAGAGGUUCGCGUGCCUUUAUACCAGUCAAGUGACAAACUUGAGCCUGUAUUCCCCAGAUAAGUACUAUAGGCCGAGCGAGGAUUUUAUGCCCCAUGAAUUUGACAUCCUCUCUAUUUGAAGAAAUCAUAUCAGCCAGGAGGCGCAGGCAGUGCAUUUUGAAGAAGAGCUUUGCUCAUUCUAACUUUUAGGUGCAUCCACAUCUUUUAUAUAUUGAGUUCUUUGAUUUAAGUCAUCUGGGAAUGCAACCCUUUAAGUUGUACCAACGUAGAAAGUCUUUAUGUUUUGUGGUUAAAUAACUCAAAUGUAUCAUAAUUUGUUUUGUGUUAUCUCAUUUAUGCACUUGCCUGAUUGUGGAUUUGCAUUA
This is a messenger RNA of Nicotiana attenuata, 2591 nucleotides long. RefSeq names its product 5'-nucleotidase domain-containing protein 4. The record is from RefSeq and is a predicted model, not a curated record. The transcript is spliced from 18 exons. Lineage: Eukaryota; Viridiplantae; Streptophyta; Magnoliopsida; Solanales; Solanaceae. Bases 735 to 2345 code for a protein of 536 amino acids. Gene Ontology annotation, molecular function: 5'-nucleotidase activity.